Molecule: messenger RNA, 420 nt
Organism: Fusarium sp. VM40
Lineage: Eukaryota; Fungi; Ascomycota; Sordariomycetes; Hypocreales; Nectriaceae
Source: the annotation of a GenBank genome assembly
AUGGCCAAGGUUCCUCGCAACUUUCGCCUACUAGAGGAGCUCGAGAAGGGAGAGAAGGGUCUCGGCGCUGAGGCAUGCAGUUACGGUCUUGAGGAUCCCGAGGAUCUUCUCAUGAGCAAAUGGAACGGCACAAUCCUUGGUCCCCCUCAUUCCGCCCACGAGAACCGAAUCUACAGUGUCAAGAUGCACUGCGGUCCUGAAUACCCCGACAAGCCUCCUGCGAUCCAGUUCAUCAGCCAAGUCAACCUUCCUUGUGUCAACCCCAACAACGGUAUCGUCGACCCUAGCCAACUGCCCUGCCUCGCCCAGUGGAAGAGAGAGAACACCAUGGAGACUGUCCUCAUCGAACUGCGAAGAUACAUGGCCUCAUCCCAGAACAAGAAGAUCCCUCAGCCCGCUGAGGGCUCUACCUACUUCUAA